GCUGGGCUCAGCUGUCAGUUCCUGAAUAGAGCCGGGGGGCAGAGCACCAGUCACCAUGCCUGGGAUGGAGAUGCCUCUCAGCUGGGUUGCCCUGCUCCUCUGCCAGGUUGCCCUCGCUGCCCGCCCCCCACACAUAGUCUUCGUCCUGGCUGACGAUCUGGGCUGGCAUGAUGUGGGCUUCCACGGCUCAGAGAUCCGGACCCCGAACCUGGACCGUCUGUGUGCCCAAGGCGUGGAGCUGGGGUCUUACUACGUGCAGCCGCUGUGCACCCCCUCCCGCAGCCAGCUCCUCAGCGGCAGGUACCAGAUUCACACAGGACUGCAGCAUGAGAUCAUAUGGCCUUGUCAGCCCCAUUGUCUACCUCUUGACGAAAAGCUUCUACCUCAGUUACUGAAGGAUGCGGGGUAUACCACACACAUGGUGGGAAAAUGGCACCUGGGUAUAUAUAAGAAGGACUGCCUUCCAACCCGUAGAGGAUUCGACACUUACUUUGGAUAUCUUAUGGGCGGCGAGGAUUAUUUUACCCAUGAUAGAUGUUAUGAAAUCAAAGGUGUGAAUAAAACGGUGUGUGCCCUUGAUUUCCGAGAUGGUGAAGAAGCAGCCAAAGGAUAUGAUCAGAAAUACUCCACUCAUGUAUUCACAGAGAGAGCCGUGGAUCUCAUCGCUAACCACAAGCCUGAGACGCCGCUGUUCCUUUACCUGCCCUAUCAGGCGGUCCACUCGCCUCUUCAGGUUCCAGAAAAAUAUUUAGAACCUUACAGCUUCAUCCAGGAUCAGAACAGGCGUCAUUAUGCCGGGAUGAUGUCCGCCCUGGAUGAGGCGGUAGGAAAUGUCACCGCAGCUUUGAAGCAAUAUGGACUCUGGGACAACACGGUUUUUAUAUUCUCUACAGAUAAUGGUGGGCAGACAUUAUCUGGUGGCAAUAACUGGCCUUUACGUGGAAGAAAAUGGACCCUUUGGGAAGGGGGCGUACGAGGAGUUGGCUUUGUCACAAGCCCUUUAUUAAAACAGACAGGAGUCACUAGUAAAGAAUUGAUCCAUAUUUCAGACUGGCUGCCAACAUUAGUGCAUCUGUCUGGAGGAAUCAUUAAUGGCACCAAGCCCUUGGAUGGAUUCAACGUGUGGAAAACUAUCAGUGAAGGAAGCCCAUCCCCCAGAGUGGAGCUGCUACAUAACAUAGACCCUUUCUUUGAGGAUAACUUCCCGUGCUCCACAAAUAAUGAGACGAAAAAAACCUUGUCCAACGGCAUUGUUCCUGAAUGGGGAAAUUCAUUGUUCAACGUAUCAAUUCAUGCGGCAAUUCGACACGGGAAAUGGAAGCUACUGACUGGAAAUCCAGGUUGUGAUCACUGGUUUCCUCCACCAAAUUCUUCAGAUAUUCGGGCUUUCCCAUCGCUGGAGUCUUCAACAAAGAAUCUAUGGUUAUUUGAUAUUGUUCAUGAUCCUGAAGAGAAGCAGGAUUUGUCAGACAAAUAUCCUAAAGUGGUGAAGAAGCUUCUUUCGCGUCUGGAAUACUACAGCAAUCAUUCUGUUCCUGUCUAUUACCCAGAUGAUGAUCCCAGAUGUGACCCUGGAGCUUCCGGUGUCUGGGGCCCCUGGGAAUAAUGUUUUGUAUGUGGAUGAGAUACACCUAUGAUAAAAUCACCAGGACUUUAAAUUACUUUUUCCUUUAUGAGAAUAAACGCAGAGUUCAUACUUGUCAGAAUAAAAUGAAUUGUUACAAUGUCCAUCGUCCGAAUGAUAAAAAUGAGUAUCCCAGGAAGCAAAUCUUUUAGGCGAUACCUACUGUACUCAGUGAAUGCUUCCUGUACAUGAAAUCUAGAUUUGGUUCCACCUCUCCUUGCAGUAUAUGAGCCAAUGAAAGAGAGCUGGUGGCAGUGAUCGCCAAUGGUAGGGGGGGUGAUUAAGGUCCUAGGGUUGGGUGUCAAUAUCUAGUUUUCCUUAUAGGUUUGUCCUGUUGACAAUUGAUUAUUUUUAUACAUUUUCUGCCUGAUUUCGAGUCUUAGUGUUUUGCACAUUUAGGGUACAGAACAGUCUUUGCUUUACCUCACAAGCUUUAUUUUGUAAUAUUUGUAAUGAAAAUGAUGAAGAUUUAUUUUCAAGAUUCAACGAAUUAAUAAAAGACAAAAAUAACAUUUGUAUAUGUUGAUU
Messenger RNA from Hyla sarda, 2152 nucleotides. RefSeq names its product arylsulfatase B (gene ARSB). The record is from RefSeq and is a predicted model, not a curated record. The transcript has 8 exons. The coding region runs from base 56 to 1606 and encodes 516 amino acids. NCBI's taxonomy places the organism in Eukaryota, Metazoa, Chordata, Amphibia, Anura, Hylidae.